Meloidogyne enterolobii is the source of this 865-nucleotide messenger RNA. The record is from the annotation of a GenBank genome assembly. Lineage: Eukaryota; Metazoa; Nematoda; Chromadorea; Rhabditida; Meloidogynidae.
AAGAUAUACAUGGUUUUUGUUGAUUAUUCUCUUUAUAUGCUUGUGUUUUUAUCAAAUUGGAGCGCAGGCAAUGAUGUACUGGUUAACACCUGUAGCCACAAAUAUAAUAGCAGCAUAUCCAGAAUCUAUUGCUUUUCCAGUUGUAGCAAUAUGUAACAGUAAUCAGCACAGAAUUACUUGGAUAACCGGUGAUAAUAUACAAAAACGACAAGGAAAGAAAGCCCCAUUGGAUUCAAAUAAUUUUAUUGAGAAUUUAAAUUAUUCAGACAUUUUUGACAAGGCUCUUUUGCAAAGCUGGGACAUGGAUGCAGGCCAUUUCCUACAAAAUGCUGCCCAUCAAAGAACUAGAAUGAUUGUAAGAUGCGAGUUACCUAAUGGUAGUAGAUGUAAUGCUCGAGAUUUUCGACCGGUUUGGACAUUAACUGGACUUUGUUGGGCUAUAAAUGUAGACUCGGAAAAUCCAAUACACGUAAACGGGGCUGGGCCAGGAAAUGCACUUCGACUUCUUGUUAAUAUUGAGAGAUAUGAGAGGAUUGAAAGUUGCACACCAAAACUUCGUUCUCGUUUUUUGCCUGGUCUGAAGGUUCUUAUCUAUAAUCAAACAGAUGUACCCCCACAUUAUUUGGAGGGUGUAAAUAUUCCUGCUGGUUUUACAAUGGAUAUUCCUUUUUGGAUGAGACAUAGACAAAAAUUGCCCGGAAGAGACUGUGUUGUUACCAAAAUUUCCGAAAAUGAGAAGAAUGAUGGGAAUGGAAGUCAAAAUAAAAACAGCGAAAGGGGAUGUUUAAUGCGUAGUUAUUUGAGUGAAAUUGAACGUCGGUGUAAUUGCUCUAUGAGAGAAGCUUAUUUUCAAGAAAAUGGUUAA